Messenger RNA from Branchiostoma belcheri (Belcher's lancelet), 2713 nucleotides. RefSeq names its product nibrin-like. Gene Ontology annotation, biological process: mitotic G2 DNA damage checkpoint signaling; double-strand break repair via homologous recombination. The record is from RefSeq and is a predicted model, not a curated record. The transcript has 17 exons. Gene Ontology annotation, molecular function: protein binding; damaged DNA binding. Bases 127 to 2526 code for a protein of 799 amino acids. Lineage: Eukaryota; Metazoa; Chordata; Leptocardii; Amphioxiformes; Branchiostomatidae. Gene Ontology annotation, cellular component: Mre11 complex.
GUCACCACGCCAUUUUGAGCAUUUUCGCGGGAGGCAGUAACUUGCGAAGUCUGACGAAACAGCGAAACUGGACGUGCUUUUUUGAGCCCGAAUGUUGGCCUAGCUGGUCUAUAGGCUACAGGGAAGAUGUGGAUCCUUUCCAACACCUCACAACCAGAUUGUGAAUAUCAUCUCUUGGUCGGCCAAGAAUACCAGGUUGGAAGAAAGGACUGCCCUAUACUGAUCACAGGUGAUUCGUCCAUUAGCCGAAAACAUGCAGUGCUCAAAGUGUCCCAUGUUGAGCCUAAUCUGGGCGACCACAGGAAACUUCCCAUCCUGACACUUCAGGAUCUCUCCAAGUUUGGAACAUCGGUGGGAGACCAGAAGGUCAAAGGUCAGGCCAUUCUGAAGAGUGAUGAUGUCAUCACCUUUGGUGCAGCGGUUAGCAAGUGGAAAGUUCACUACCAGCCCCUGGUUGUGACCUCCUCCAUGCUGGAAGCCUCACUGAAGAAGAAACUCAAGCAGCUUCUCCUAAGGCUGGGCGGCCAUCUUGUCCCUGAGUGGAACAAGGAAUGUACUCACCUUGUCAUGUCCAAUGUCAAGGUCACUGUCAAGACCAUCUCAGCCAUGGUGUGCUGUAAGCCUAUAGUGACUCCUGGCUUCUUUCACAAGAUGGUUGAAGCAGCAACUAGUCGAACACAGAUACCAGAGCCUGAGGACUUUGAGCCACCAGUUGCUGAGACAACCAUAAAUCCGAACGAGGUGUCCUUCAAGUCCAACCGCGAGAGAAGGACACUCUUCAAGAAGUUGAAGUUCAUCUUUUUCACACAAAAGCAGCUCAAACACCUUGGACAAGUCGUCAGCAUGGGUGGAGGAGAGACUGUUUUGAUGGAGGCUCCACCUCCUGACUGGAAGAGCUCAUUUCUGGGAGAGGGGGUUGUUGUCAUGUCAUGUGAUCCUCGCACCGUAACCGACGCCCAACAACAGAAGUGGAUCAGAGAGAGCACAAGUUUUCUCACAAAAAAUGCUCGGCGUACCGUCCAGGAGUCAGAGGUGGGUCUGGCCGUGCUGCACUCCUCGGUCGAUGCUUACUGUAAUCCAGAGAUUGACCCGGGUUGUCUACUGUUCCAGUCGCAGGCCAUCCCAUCACAGUCUCUUUCCCAGAGUGCUGAGGUGUACGUGUCAAACACAGAAUGCUCUCAGUCCCAGGGCACUGUGCCAUCAGGGCGGAGUGUGGUCAGUGACAGUAAUGUGUCAGGCCAGUCCCAGAUGCAGGCGGGGACAAGCCAACAGUCGUCACGACCCAAGAAGCCAACCAACCAGAAAAACACUCUGAUGAGUUACUUUGGACCUUCUUCUUCCAAAAAAAGGGUCAGGGAGGAUUCAGAGGCAACUGAAGACUCGGAGGCCAAACAACAACGUAGGACGGAGGACAGCACAGAAAUUACUGAGACUCCAAACACAAACGUGGAAGUGAGCGAAAAGAAGAUUGAGAUCAAACAAGAAAGAUCGCCAAUCCCGGCAACAUCCUCCAAGACUGUACCACAAAAAGAGACAAAUGUGGAAGCUAAGAAAACUCACCCACCUAAAGUAAAAGUAGAGGUAUUGACACCUAGACAGCCAGAGGCAAAACAGACAGAAGAAAACGUGUCUUCAGAUGAAGAAGAGGAUCUUUUCGGACACGGACCCAAGAGGGAGAGAAGACGGCGAGAGAUAGCUGGUUGGGAGGACGACGAUCCUUUUGAGAUGAGACCUAGUAAGAAAGAAGCUAACGAGACAUGUGAUGAUGCAGUGGAGGAGAGAGGACAGGGGGAGGGCAUGGUCAGAAGCCAUGGCAACAGUAACUAUGGCAACAGGGAGAGAGACAAACAGCAUGCUGGCUGGGACAGUGACGAUUCCCUUGAGAUGGGACCAAGAAAGCAGGAAACAAAAGAGGCAAAAUCUGAGGUAGUGGAGGAGAUUGGACAAGGGGAGGGGGUGGUCGGUAGCCAUGGCAACCGGAAGAGACCAAGAGAAGAGGAAGAGGGGGAGGAUGAGCAAUGGAGAAAAACUGUGAAGCAGCAGAAGCCAGAUUUGUCUGUUCAGCCGACAUCUACAGCACGUAAUGGAGCCUCUGCUGCAGAGGAAGAUACAGAAAGAAAGACUACAACUUCCAAGAUAAAGUUGGACAUGAACCUGCCCUCCUGUGGUCAGCUGGAGGAAGACCAGCCAUCCAACCUGACCACAGUUGACGUGGUGUCCCUGGUAGUGAGAAAGGCUCGCCCUGCCCAGCCCAGAUACACGGAGGAUGCACACGACCCCAACAAAACACCCGUCAAGAACUUCAAGAAGUUCAGGAAGGUUCCGUAUGUUGGGAUGGAGAGAGCCCUGCCUCGCAUCAUCGGGGGUAACGACCUGGUGGUCCAUGUUCCCACCAGGAUCAGUAAUGAGAUGCACAACUUCUGGCUGGAUGAGAUGGAGGAUGAGAGUCAAAGGGCAAAGGAAGAGGAAGAAGAAGAUGACCUCUUUAAAUUCGAUUUCAACCAGAAGAAGAAGACAAGAAAGUGAUGAAAAUUUCAGCUCAAAUGUAACUUGUGCAGAUCUGUAGGUCUACAUUCACAUGUAUCUCCAACACUAAGCAUACUCAGACAUAUGUUUAUAAACCUGUCCAAGGUUUAGAGAGAUUAUAAAACACUGAGAGGUCUACAUGGAAAUGGGUUCAUGAUUCUAAUUGUGCAUUAAUUAUAACACCAGC